AUGAAAAAAGAAAUCGACAUUGCACUUGAUUUACUUGCAACAUAUGUUCAACGUUUUGGUUCAAUAAAAGAAGAAAGCAUUGAAGAAUUUCGUCAAAACCUUCAACAAAAUUUACUUCAACGUUAUCAAGGACAUUGGUAUCCUGAUAAACCUAUCAAAGGACAAGCCUAUCGUUCAUUAGAGUUUAAUAAAGAAAAUGAUCAUUGUGAUGUCAUUGUUUCUCAAAUAUGCCAGAAUUUAGGCUUUGCACCUAAUCUACUCGGUAUACGACAUGAUUUAACAUUAUGGAUCGAUCCAUAUGAAGUAACUAUAAGAUUUGGAAAUCAUGCAUCACCAAAAGAAAAUCAACAAUUAGUAGUUGUUCGAUUUGAUAAAGAAGGAAAUGAAAUUGUACGAAAUGACCUUGAUUCAUUAUUUUAUCAAAGUCAUAUACCUAUGGUUACAACAAAUACAUUACGAUCAUCACCAACAAAUAGUUCAUCAUGCGAUUCAGCUAGUUGCUCUGGUUCAUCAACACCACAACGUACAUCAUCACCAUAUCCCGGUACACAACAAUCAUCAGUAACAUCAACAUCAACACCACCGCCACCAUCAACAACAAUGUAUCAUAAUGGUCCAUUAUUUACUCCACCACGAGCAUUAUCGCCACAAGCACCUGCAUUUCAAAUGUCACCAUCAGCACCAAUUAAAGUUCCAGUCAAACAUGAACAAUAUCAUCCAUUACAAAAUUAUUCCGAAUCAGUAUCAUCUGAAGGUUCACCUAUUGAUGGAAAUAAUAUGCAACCAGAUCGUUCGGAUACUCCAUAUUCAAUGCAUAGUACAACAUCAAAUGAAUCCUCUGAUAGUGGUUAUUGUGGAUAUGUUGAAAGUUUUCCUUAUUACUAUAAACUCAAUCGUUUAUAUAAAGCAUUGGCUAUACAAAAACUUUCAACGAAUACAAAUCCAAUGGGUAAAACGACAUAUAAUCCAUCAAUAUCUCAUCAUCAUCGACGUGUACCACAUAAUUAUCAUAAUCAACAACAACAAAAAACAAAUAAUAUCAUUCCAACAUCAUUAUCUACUUCUCCUCCAACACCAACUCCAAUGAACAUUAAUCAAUUCUCACCUUAUUAUGUUCAACAAUCAUCAUACUUUCCAAUAUCAACGACAGUCACUGACAAUCGAAAAUCUAAGUAUUAA
Messenger RNA from Rotaria sp. Silwood2, 1179 nucleotides. The record is from the annotation of a GenBank genome assembly. Lineage: Eukaryota; Metazoa; Rotifera; Eurotatoria; Philodinida; Philodinidae.